Heterocephalus glaber (naked mole-rat) is the source of this 3112-nucleotide messenger RNA. RefSeq names its product globoside alpha-1,3-N-acetylgalactosaminyltransferase 1 (FORS blood group) (gene Gbgt1). Gene Ontology annotation, molecular function: globoside alpha-N-acetylgalactosaminyltransferase activity. The record is from RefSeq and is a predicted model, not a curated record. Gene Ontology annotation, biological process: carbohydrate metabolic process. Gene Ontology annotation, cellular component: membrane; Golgi apparatus; vesicle. Lineage: Eukaryota; Metazoa; Chordata; Mammalia; Rodentia; Bathyergidae.
CAACAUGAAGCUGCGGUACAAGGAGGAGAAGCCCUGGCAGCCCGUGGCACCGUCCCAGUACCCUCAGCCCAGGCUGCUGCAGCACAGGCCCACGGAGCUCCUGACGCUCACGCCCUGGUUGGCACCCAUCAUCUCCGAGGGAGCCUUCGACCCGGAGCUGCUGCGGCACAUCUACCAGCUGAACCUGAGCAUCGGCGUGACGGUGUUUGCCGUGGGGAAGUACACCCAAUUCGUCCAGCACUUCCUGGAGUUGGCGGAGGGGUUCUUCAUGCUUGGCUACCAGGUGCACUGCUACGUCUUCACCCACAACCCUGCAGCCAUCCCCAGGGUCCCGCUGGGCCCUGGCCGGCUCCUUGACAUCAUCCCCACCAGAGGUCACGCCCACUGGGAGGAGGUCUCCAUGCGCCGGAUGGAGACCAUCAGCCAGCACAUCACCAAGAGGGCCCACCGGAAAGUAGACUAUCUCUUCUGCCUUGAUGUGGACAUGGUGUUCCAGAACCCGUGGGGCCCUGAGACCUUGGGGGACCUGGUGGCUGCCAUUCACCCAGGCUAUUUCACUGUGCCCCGCCAGCAGUUCCCCUAUGAGCGCAGGCAGGUUUCUACAGCUUUUGUAGCUGACAACGAGGGGGACUUCUAUUAUGGUGGGGCAGCCUUCGGGGGGCGAGUGGCCAAUGUGUAUGAGUUUACCACAGGCUGCCACAUGGCCAUCCUGGCAGACAAAGCCAAUGGCAUCAUGGCAGCCUGGCAGGAGGAGAGCCACCUGAAUCACCGCCUCAUCACCCACAAGCCGUCUAAGGUGCUGUCUCCCGUGUACAUCUGGGAUGACAGGAAGCCCGUGCCACCCAGCCUGAAGCUGAUCCGCUUUUCUACACUGGUCAAGGAUACCGGCUGGCUGCGGAGCUGACAGCGGAGCCUGGGCCACUGUGGACAGGAACACAAAGCCCCACAGUCCCCUGCCCCGUCCGCCUCAGGAGGGGACCAGCCCCAUCCUGCCUGCCUUUGCCACCAGGAGAGGGGCAGGCAUGGGAGGUCCAGCCUGGAAAAGCACCCGAAGGCCUGCUGCUGUCCCCUCUGGGGACACUUUGACUCCCCAGGUGUCCAGCACCAGGGACUCCUUUCCUCUGGUUGUCGGGGCCCUGGGCACUGUGAUGCUGCCCAGCCACUGCCUGCCACUCCCUCACUCUGGACCCCAGAGCCGGCCUCUGGAAUGCACCCAGCCUAGGCUCCCUAGGGCCCACACUGGAGUCCACGUGCUUCCUUCAUAGUAGUGCUUGGGGUGGUUUUCAAUAAAGGUGGUGCAGGGCUGGGAACAUAGCUCAGCACCGCCGCCACACCUGCCUGGCAAGCACAAGGUCCUGAGUUUGAUUUCCUGUACCAAAAUAAUUAAGUGAAUAAAUAAAGGUGGUGUAGGCUCCGGGAUACAAGCAGCCUGGAUCUCCUGCACAGUCAGCCUGGGCGAGGGCGGAUGGUUGUUCCAGAAAACCUAGGCUAAAGCUGGCUGCUGCCACAGACGAGAGCUUCUACCCAACUCCUAGCCACAGACCAAAGGUAUCACUGGUUCUGCGGAGGGCCUGGGCAGAGCAGGGCGUGAAGACUCCCAGGGCACUGGGCAACACAGCCCGCCGCUGGACGGCCUCCUGGAUCAGCCCUUGCGUGCAAAGGGAAUGUGGAUCUGGGUCCCCUCAGCCCCAGAAGCCAUGGGGAGCCAGGCAGAGGCGGGUGUGGCGUGGAGGGUGGGCUUGGCAGCCUGGUGUCAGGCAACAGCAUCUUUCCCACAGGAGGAGGAGACAGGUGGGGAGGCCUGUGGUCAGGCAGGCGCCCCUCAAUCCGGCCCCUGAGCAAAGCUAGGGGCAGCCCUGAGCCCACUCUUCUUACAACUUCCAGUGUAGCAGAGAGGCAGGGAGCAGGCCCCAUAACGGGAGCCUUGGAGUCGUCAGCAGAAGGACACAACCCGGGCCAGAGAGGACUGGAGUCUCAGAGAGGCAAAAGUGGACCCAGCGCCUCUGUGUCCCCAGGAAGCACCACCGGCCCGGGGCUGUCUGGGCCACCGUGCAGAGGAGUCUGUGAGGCAGGGCUGUGUGGAAGGAGCAGGCCUUGCCUGCAGGGAGCUUGUGCUCGGAGCUCGGGGAGGCCCAGAGGCUGGGGCAACAUCAGCCUGCAGGGGAGGCUCCCAGGUUCCUCCUCCCUGCCUGGCUCUGGGGCCUUGCCCAGCACCAUGGGCCCAGCCUCUGCCAGACUCAGCCGUGGGCCUCAGCCCCUGGGCACGGGCUAACUGGAGACCCUGUAUCAGGGCAGAGCCCUCAGGCGCCCUCAGCUGCCAGCUGUCUGAGUGAUGGGUGGAGCCCAGCUGCUGAAACCAGACCACCCGCCCAGGUGCUUUUCCGACAGGCUGAGGGCCUGCAGCCAGAGAUGCUCCCUGGGGGAAAGAAGCACAGGGCCCAGUCCAGUAGAGGAAUUCGACCAGGGGCACAGGCCCGGGGGACCCCUCGGCGCUGCGUGGCAGGAUCAGAUUUAAGCCUUGUGUAAGUACAGGCAAACCUGCCGGAGCAGAUCAAACCUUUAUGGCUCUGAAGCUUCUUCAAUUGCAGAGGUCCCUUUCAAGAAACAGACAUAAUUACAAAUGCCAGCAGGGCUGGGGAUUUAGCUCAGUGUGCUGCACCAGAUCCUGAGUUCAAUCCUCAAUAUCACAAAAAAAAACAAAACCAAAUGCCCUGCCAAAGCUUGAACUGCCUGUCCCUUCCAGGCCAACAGCCCCCUCAUCACAUACUACAGUCCAGCACCACUGUUUGGCCCAUAGGGCCAGGGCUGGCACACCUCUGCCCAUGCGGCCUACAGGCCAGGCCUGCCCAUCUCACCACCAGGCCGGUUCCCUGGGAAUCACUCCUGCCAUCGCCUCCUCCAGGAAGCCUGCCUUGAUUUGUGCUCCCUUCCAAGUGGGUGCCUCUGUGCCUUCCUAUAAACCCACCUCGUCCAAGUAGUCAUUCACAAAGCAGUUCCCCCCACCACUUCCAUUCUGUCUCCCAGAUAGCCAGUUCCAAGACAGCACUGAUUAACCACAGCUAGCUGGGUUUCUCCCAGAACCCAACACCAGGAUGCACUCUGCACAUGUUUG